CUAAGCUUCACCUGGCUCCUCUCCAGACCUCGGUGACACAGCGGGAAAACAAAGAGACAAGAUAGAGACGGAUUUGACCUGCCUACUCACCUGCACCAUGACAGCUUUGGAGAAGGAGUGACUCCAGCACAAUAUCUCAGGUCGUAGUUCAAGAUGAUGCAACGGAUUCUCCACGACAUGUACGUGGAGCCAGAACUGCUGGCCGAGCUGAACGAGGAACAAAAGCAGAUCCUCUUCUACAAGAUUCGUCAGGAGCAGGUCCGGCGCUGGACGGAGUGUGAGGCGAAAGAAGAAAGCUCGGAGAAGACAUCGUCUUCAUCGUUGAGAGAAGGUGAGAGAAAGGGAGUGCAGUGGCUCCGUGGCACUGAUGGUGAUGUGUGGGUGUGGGUGAUGGGUGAAGGUCCUGGAGAUAGACCAUACGAGCAGAUCGUCAAAGGGCUGAUGGAGGAGAAAGCGCGAAGGCAGGCCCAGCUCGAGGCUCAGGAGCUGUGGCGAAAAAAAGAAGCCGAGAUCAAGCAGAAGUUCAGGGACGCCAUCGCUAAAGAGAAGGCACGUUUAGUAGCCGGGAAGUGGAAAGAGGAAGCAGAGGACCGGAAGGCUGCCAAGCAGGAAGAAGAGCGCAUCCAGGCGGAGCUAAAGAAACGUGAGGAAGAAGAGAGGCAGAUGGGAGAAGAAGAGGUUCGUUGUGCUGAGGAGAAGCGAGCGAAAGAGCUGUACGUGUCGCUGCAGCAGGAGCAAAGACAAAGCGAACACGAUGACAAGGAGUGGGAAGAACAGCUGCAGCGCUCUAAGGUGGCAGAUGAGGAGAUGAUGAGGAGAGCACGCUGGGCGAGGGACGAGUACAAGCGCCAGUCCAUCCGGGCCAUGGAGAAAGGCCAUUUCAAGCAGCAAAUCCCCGUAAGCAGGAGACAUAGCGCGAUCGGAACAGAGCCAUCAGACAAAUCUCAGGAUAACGUCCCGCCUUGUGGUAAAGAGCGUCCUCGAGCCGGGCUCCAGCCUGCAGAACCCCCGCUGUACCGCCGGAGGCAGAGUCGCAGACACAGCGGCACCGCAGCGCAUCCGCUCAUGGACAGCCCUGCCUGGGUUCGUGCUCCUCGUCCCAGCUCUAGAGAAUCGCUCAUACUGUGGUUCAACGAGGACCAGAAGCCGAAGAGGGCCGGAUACGAACGGACGAGCAACACCGUCGCCACAUGGUUUCAUGGAAUAAUUUCACGUGAGGACUCAGAGAUGUUACUGAUGAACAAAGCUGAAGGCUCCUUCCUGGUGCGAGUCAGCGAGAGAAUCUGGGGUUACAUUCUGUCAUAUCGCACAGCCACCAGCUUCAAACACUUCCUGAUUGAUGCCUCGGGGGAUUAUUACAGUUUUCUAGGAGUGGACCAGAACCGUCACGCUACUCUCGCUGACCUCAUCGACUUUCACAAGGAGGAAGUCAUUACCACCACUGGAAAGGAGCGGUUAAAGGAGGCGUGCAGGCAGAUGGCGCCCCCUGGAGACUACGGAGGACUUUUUCCAUAA
Messenger RNA from Tachysurus vachellii, 1515 nucleotides. RefSeq names its product SH2 domain containing 4Ba (gene sh2d4ba). Gene Ontology annotation, cellular component: cytoplasm. NCBI's taxonomy places the organism in Eukaryota, Metazoa, Chordata, Actinopteri, Siluriformes, Bagridae. Bases 154 to 1515 code for a protein of 453 amino acids. The record is from RefSeq and is a predicted model, not a curated record. The transcript is spliced from 9 exons.